CCUGAGCUCCAUGUCUGGCUGAAGAUUUUCAUCAAUAACGAAUGGCAUGAUGCAGUCAGUGAAACUAUCAACCCGGCAACAGGAGAAGUUAUCUGUCAGGUCGCUGAAGGUGAUAAGGCAGAUGUGGACAAGGCCGUUCAGGCAGCCAAGGCAGCUUUCCAGCUGGGCUGGCCCUGGAGGAGGAUGGAUGCUUCUCAUCGGGGGAAGCUGCUGACCCGUCUUGCUGACCUGAUUGAGAGGGACCGGGCCUACCUGGCGGCACUCGAGACUCUGGAUAAUGGCAAACCCUACUCCAUCGCCUACCUGGUGGACCUGGACAUGGUAGUCAAAUGUCUCAGAUACUAUGCAGGCUGGUCAGAUAAAUUCCAUGGCAAAACUAUCCCGUUAGAUGGAGACUACUUCUGUUACACAAGACAUGAGCCAGUGGGAGUUUGUGGACAGAUCAUUCCAUGGAACUUCCCUCUAUUGAUGCAAGCAUGGAAACUGGGGCCUGCCCUGGCUACUGGGAACGUGGUUGUGAUGAAGGCAGCAGAGCAGACCCCCCUGACUGCUCUCUACGUGGCUAACCUGAUUAAAGAGGCUGGAUUCCCACCAGGCGUAGUGAACAUCGUCCCUGGCUACGGGCCCACAGCAGGGGCUGCCAUCUCCUCCCACAUGGACAUCGAUAAAGUGGCCUUCACCGGCUCCACGGAGGUUGGGCAUCUGAUCCAGAAGGCUGCAGCAGAGAGUAACCUGAAGAGGGUGACACUGGAGCUGGGAGGAAAGAGUCCCAAUAUUAUCAUGUCUGAUGCUGACAUGGGCUGGGCUGUGGAUCAAGCCCAUCUCGCCCUCUUCUUCAACCAAGGGCAGUGCUGCUGUGCUGGCUCCCGGACGUACGUGCAGGAAGAUAUUUAUCAGGAGUUUGUGGAGAGGAGUGUGGAGAAGGCAAAGUCCAGGGUGGUUGGAAACCCGUUUGACUUUAAAACUGAACAGGGGCCUCAGGUUGAUGAGGAGCAGUUUAAGAAGAUCCUGGGUUACAUUAGCACUGGGAAGCGAGAAGGAGCCAAGCUGAUGUGUGGUGGCAACCCCGCUGCAGACAGAGGCUACUUCAUCCAGCCAACUGUCUUUGGGGAUGUGCAGGACAGCAUGACCAUUGCCAGGGAGGAGAUAUUUGGCCCAGUCAUGCAGAUUCUGAAAUUCAAAACAAUUGAGGAAGUCAUUGAGAGAGCAAAUUGCUCCAAGUACGGCCUGGCAGCCGCGGUCUUCACCAAGGAUCUUGACAAAGCACACUAUGUGUCACAGAGCCUGCGUGCUGGAACAGUUUGGGUGAACUGCUACAAUGUGUUUGGUGCACAAGCCCCAUUUGGUGGCUACAAAGCUUCUGGGAUUGGGCGGGAGCUGGGAGAAUACGGUCUGGAAGCCUAUGUAGAGGUGAAAAAUGUGGCAGUCAAAAUUCCACAGAAGAACUCCUAAGGGACGGCAGCCUGUCUGCAUGUUUGGAAGCCCCUACGCAGCUUUGUGAGAGGAAACCUCUUCUUAACACGUCAAAACCUUAGGUGGAAAACAUGUAACUCUGCGCCAAGAAAUGUUUAUUUAGAAGGUGCCUGAAGGAGCUUUUGUUAGAAAGCUUGAUUUGGCUUUAUCUUUUUUAAAACGCCAAAUACAGCCAAUUGAG
Molecule: messenger RNA, 1654 nt
Organism: Chaetura pelagica (chimney swift)
Lineage: Eukaryota; Metazoa; Chordata; Aves; Apodiformes; Apodidae
Gene: ALDH2
Product: aldehyde dehydrogenase 2 family (mitochondrial)
Exons: 13
Coding region: 184-1452 (422 amino acids)
Molecular function (GO): aldehyde dehydrogenase (NAD+) activity
Source: RefSeq, a predicted model, not a curated record